Debaryomyces hansenii CBS767 is the source of this 1536-nucleotide messenger RNA. Its product is annotated as glucose-induced degradation complex subunit. Gene Ontology annotation, cellular component: GID complex; cytoplasm; nucleus. Gene Ontology annotation, biological process: proteasome-mediated ubiquitin-dependent protein catabolic process. The transcript has a single exon. Bases 1 to 1536 code for a protein of 511 amino acids. NCBI's taxonomy places the organism in Eukaryota, Fungi, Ascomycota, Pichiomycetes, Serinales, Debaryomycetaceae. Gene Ontology annotation, molecular function: ubiquitin protein ligase activity. The record is from RefSeq and is a predicted model, not a curated record.
AUGAGUGAGCCAACAGUUAACUUUCAUAUUCAGACAAGACUCACGGAAUUCAAAAUUCCUACGGAACUAAUCAAGAAGAAUUUCAAAGCGGUUCAAAAGCAAAUAGAGAAGCAGAAGAAAUCGAUUGGAGAAGAUGUGGCCAAAGUUAAGAAAAAUAACAAAUUGCCUACAGCAAUGAAGAUUGAAAUGAUAAAUAAAUUGAUAAAGAGUUUUGAGAUAUUUCAAAAGAGACUACGAACAUCGAUAAAUAGGGAUGAAGUAUUCAGGUCUAGAAUAAUAGCACGUCUAGAAAAUUUGUCUGAAUUGGCGAAUUAUACUGUAAAAACAAAUGUUGUUCUUGAACUGAAUGCCAGCCCAAUUGACUCAGAUGAUAAUAGGGAUGAAAGUUCGGUUACCCCAAAAUCAAUGGAAGAUGAGGACAGACCUUUGGAUUUGCAUAACGUUAACCUAAUUAACUGGUACAGAGACCAGACUAAUUUGUUAAUUAUUGAUUACUUGAUUAAGUCAAAUACAAGGUCAGAUCAGAACAUCGGGUUGCAAUUAUUAAAGAGUAUAUCACAAACAAAUCCCAAAUUCACGAAACUUAUUGAUUAUGAUUUAUAUGAUAAUUUUAACAAGGUUUUUGUUUCAAUAAUUGAGAACCACGAUCUUUCAUUGGUAAUUGCUUGGUUCAAUGAGAAUAGAAGCUUCUUGAAGAAGGCGAAUUCUAAUUUAGAAUUUGAAAUAAACUAUUGCAAAUUUUUGUCACUUAUAGAAGAGGGUGAUGUGAAUGAAGCAAUCAAGUUCUCACAGGUAAAUCUUUCGCCGUACGGGAAUAAAGGUAAUUACCAGUCUCAAGAAUUUAUGAACCAUGAAAGUAAUUUGAAUAAGUUAAAGGAGAUAGGUGGCUUAUUAGUUUAUAUGGCUAUUAAUGAAAAGGCCAACGCACAAAUAGAUAAGAGCAUUCCAUUUUCGAGUUCCUUAGUAAUUAAUUCUCCACGAUUUAAGGAAUAUAAAAAGCUAUUAUCGAACGAAAGAUGGGACAGCUUAUCUCAAUGCUUUAUUGAGAAUUUUACCAAGUUAUAUGGCAUUUCAAGAAACUACCCGCUAUUCAUAUAUUUGUCUGCUGGAUUAUCAAGUUUGAAGACAAAGUCAUGCUAUUGUAAUACGGAAAACACAAUUUUCAAGCAAUAUGAGGAAUCAUCGGAAUCUAAUAAGAACAUCUAUAAGAAAGAUUUAGCGGUAUUGACGGAUAAAAAAUAUAGAGGACCAAAUAAGUAUUAUAAGUUGUUGAAUAAAAUAAAUCAUUGUCCAGUAUGUUCGCCUGAGUUAUAUAAAUUGAGUAAGAACUUGCCUUAUGCUCAACUAAUUACAAGCAUUUUCAAUAACCCAUUCAAAUUACCUAAUGGAAAUAUCUAUCCAUUCGACAAAUUACUAAACCCAUCGGAGAAGUAUUUAUCGGAGAAAAAUACUUUGUUACGAAUGGGUAAGAUUAAGGAUCCGUUAACUCGUGAGAUUUUUUUAAUCGAUGAUUGUGUAAGAGUAUAUCCAGCUUAG